Molecule: messenger RNA, 837 nt
Organism: Wasmannia auropunctata (little fire ant)
Lineage: Eukaryota; Metazoa; Arthropoda; Insecta; Hymenoptera; Formicidae
Exons: 1
Coding region: 1-837 (278 amino acids)
Molecular function (GO): nucleic acid binding; zinc ion binding
Source: RefSeq, a predicted model, not a curated record
AUGUCUGGUGGGCCCGAUGGUACCGGCGGCGCCUCGGCGCGUUCAUAUGUGGAGGCCGCCUCCUCUGGGUGUGGAAAUAGGAUUACUCCGAAGUUGACCAGCUUAAUCGUGACUCCUCGGGAGGACGCCUCUCAGAGAUUUACUACCUCCGAUGAGACAAAGAUGGCGCUUCAGAGGGCCAUCAAGCCCUCGGACUACAACCUAAAGGUAAAGAGAGUAACAUCUGUUAAGAACAACGGUGUACGCGUUGAGGCGUUGUCGGUCGACUUGCCGAAGAUAAGAGAGUCUGCCGAGCUCAGGGGUGCUGGUCUCAGGCUUGUGGAGGAGAAGAGAGCUAAUCCUCGGCUGCUGAUCAGGGGGGUGCUGUUUCGGCUGUCGGGCGAUGACAUCAGAUCGGAACUCAUCACCUUGAAUUUGAGGAAUUUUGACCCAGCCGAAGUAAAGGUCACUCAUGUAUAUACGCCUACGAGGGACCGCGGGACCACGAGUUGUGUCAUUGAAGUGACCCCCGGGAUACGCUCCUUUCUGCUGGCGGAGGGGCAGGUAUUUAUCAGUUUUUCUGCCUGUAGUGUAUCUGAUUUUGUUAGAGUUCUGCAGUGCUAUAAGUGCCUUGCCUUUGGUCAUAUGGCGAAGAACUGUAAGUUCGACCCGCUCUGUGGACAUUGUGCGGGGGAUCACGAGACACGUGCGUGCACCGCGGAGGAGGGGCCUCCUGUCUGCGGAAACUGUAGAAGAUGGACUUCGCGGGAUGAGCGACACUCGGCUCUUGACGGUGGCCGUUGCCCUGUGCUGCAGAGAAGAAGGGCGGAGAGAGUGAGAGCACUCAACAAUGGCUAA